Molecule: messenger RNA, 1464 nt
Organism: Gloeophyllum trabeum ATCC 11539
Lineage: Eukaryota; Fungi; Basidiomycota; Agaricomycetes; Gloeophyllales; Gloeophyllaceae
Product: DAO-domain-containing protein
Exons: 3
Coding region: 1-1464 (487 amino acids)
Molecular function (GO): saccharopine oxidase activity; sarcosine oxidase activity; flavin adenine dinucleotide binding
Source: RefSeq, a predicted model, not a curated record
AUGACAGGCUCAACACUAGAGGCAGGAUCUCAUAUCCUUGUGGUGGGCGGUGGGACAUGGGGACUCUCUACAGCGUGGCAUCUUGCCCGGAGGGGGUACACGAAUAUUACAUGCAUCGAUAAAUUCCCAUAUCCCUCUCCCGACUCCGCCGGAUAUGAUCUCAACAAAAUGGCCAGAACUGAAUAUGCCGGCGAGAAAUUCAUGCAGACCGUCUCCCGAGAAGCAUUAAACGAAUGGCGCUCCAAUCCGCUAUUCCGUACCGUCUUCCACGAGACAGGCCGAAUAUCCGUCGCCUCGUCUCCAUCAGACUACGAAGGGCUCCGGGAGUACUACCACGAACUCCUCCAAUCGCCCCGCGCUCGCGACGUCCGCUGGCUUGACUCCCCAGAAGAGAUCCACGCCUUUGCGCCGUACCUCACGGGCCCACUCGCCCAGGCCAAGGCCGUCUUCAACCCCGAGGGCGGCUGGGUGCACGCACGCAAGUCGAUGGAGCUCGUCGGGGGCGAGUGCGUACACCUCGGCGUGCGGUUCAUCACCGGCCCAUCAGGAACAGCGAAGGAGCUCAUUUUUAAUGGUGCUCGGACGGCUGUUCUGGGUGUGCGCUGCGAAGACGGGUCGACAUACCUCGCCGACCGGACGGUCCUCGCCGCGGGCGCUUGGUCGGACCUCCUCCUUGACAUGGAGAACCAGCUCAUCGCCAAGUGCUGGACCCUCGCGCACAUCAAGCUCUCAGAGCCCGAGCGGCAGGCGCUCAAGGGCAUCCCGGUGAUCCUGGAUGAAGAAAAGGGAUUCUUCUUCGAGCCGGACGAAGAAGGCUUUGUGAAGAUCUGCAACGAAUUCCCCGGGUUCACCAACUAUCAAAGGGUCAUCCUCGACGGCAAAGAGAAGAAACUCUCCGUUCCGCGAGGACAUGGCUCGCACCCGACCGAUAGCAUGCCCAGCCGCUCCUUCCAGGAAGUCCGCGAGCUACUCGACGUCCUCAAGCCAGAGUGGCGUGACCGUGAUCUGCUCAACGCGAAGAUAUGCUGGUGCACCGACACGCCCGACCGCAACUUCCUGAUCAGCCUCCACCCGCGCUACGGCAGGUCCCUCGUGCUCGCCACGGGCGACAGCGGCCACGGCUUCAAGAUGCUGCCGACGGUCGGGCGGUACGUCGCGGACUUGGUGGAGGGCAAGGAAGGGAGCUGGAAUGCGCUCGAGGACGGCACGGAGAUGAGGGCCAAGUGGCGGUGGAGGCCGGACACCGCGGACAAAAGACCUGGGGACGAUUCCAGACCGGGACGCGGGGGAGAUCUUAGCGAGGAGGAAGGUUGGAAGGGGAAUUUUAAAGGUACGGCACAAAGUCAAGACGAUUCAGACAUGUUAGUCUACUCAUACAUACCAAGUACAAGGGCCGGCCCGGUGAUCUCGUCACUGGCGCUGGCUGUUAUCCUGACUUCGCUAGUGUAUUUCAGACCCUUGUGA